AUGGUAUAAUUAAACAUCACAUCGCUUCGCGUUCAAGAUAAAAUUCAGUCACACGUUAGCCCAGGAUAUACUAAUCUGAGCUGUCAAAAUAAUCAAUAGUUGAUUUCAUAUAAUACUUGGUCCACUUCGGAACGAAAUCAAUCUUGAUCUGACUCGCAGUAUUUGGUGACAGGGCUUCGAUUAAGAGUCUUUAACGUCAGAGAUUUCACUCAAAACUUACACAACUCAGCAUGAAAGACGACAUCGAAUUCCACACCAAUUAUGGAGAGACCACUUCCUCCUCACUUGAGCUCCUCGCAGCAGGCGAUACAAUCCCAAUCUCAGACGUGAGGGGUCCCCUCGACCCAGAAGUGUUGCUAAACUUCCUCAGCUACCACCGGGACUCUUAUGGGCCCAUGAAUAACAUGGAGAAAAAUGUAUACGCUCAAGCUAUCAGAGAUUUGGCAGAGCUAAAGAAGAAACCAAAGGUUUUGAGGAACUGCAGGCUGGAUAUUAUUAUACCAGGCGACCGCGCUUUGUACACACGCAGUUUCCGCUGUGGCAACGGUGAGAACCGAUUCGUAGUCUCAGCCAACCAGGACGGAGAAGCAAGCAAAAUGCAUCGAACUCACAAAUCAUCUGCCGAACAGUGGGCCGAGAAAAACCUGUGGCACUACCUUCUCAUUUUCUUCAUAACUACAGUAUUCAUGGCUGUAAUCGCAGGAGUCGCGUUUAAACUCAAAACCACUCCGAUGACAGCAAGACUCGACGGGGUUUUGCACUCUCGAAUCGCACUUGCAGACGUGUCGCACGAUCCUUACGUUGACCCCAACUUCCACGACUAUCCCAGAGGAAAACUCUACUAACUGCACUUACAAAGUACUCAUAGCUUUUCCUCAUAACUUCAGCUAAAUUUCAUUAUUUUUGGGUGAAAAUGUAUAUUUUCUUAGAAAUAAAUUCAUCGAUGAUUUUGAAAAAUGUCGACAAAAUAAACAUUGUAUCAUUAUAA
This is a messenger RNA of Symsagittifera roscoffensis, 988 nucleotides long. RefSeq lists its product as uncharacterized. The record is from RefSeq and is a predicted model, not a curated record. The transcript is spliced from 3 exons. NCBI's taxonomy places the organism in Eukaryota, Metazoa, Xenacoelomorpha, Acoela, Convolutidae. The coding region runs from base 231 to 845 and encodes 204 amino acids.